AGUAACAAAAUUAAGAUUGUUAUCUCUUAGCCUUACCAUCCGUCUCUUGAAUUGACAGAAAUGCCCCCAGUCUGGAAAAAAUGUUGCAGAAAGGGGACAUAAAACCACUAAACAUUCGAAUCUCAGUCUCUGUCAGGACAGGAGGGGAGUGAAUCCAAGUCCAACUCAAGCUCCCUCUUCUUCUUCUUCUUCUUACUGUGUUUACAGCUUCAUUUUCGACUCAAUAAAUUCAUCUUGAUCAAUUUUUCUUUUUUAAUAAUUAUUAUUUUCCAUUAAUAAUUAUUCAAUUCAUGGAGUACAGGCUCCCUUGACCUAGCUCGCUCUCGUUCGACGCCGUGCUCGUCACGUUUAUAUUUAUAUUUUUUUUUCUCUCUCUCUCCUUGGAUUCAACGCGGUAAUGCUUGUGUAUUGGUCCUCAUGGCCAUGAACGACUCUCGGAGUAUUUCCUCUUCUUCUGCCGAUUCUGCUUCUAAUGCCGCACCCGAUCAGAAUGUGGGGCGGAGUCGGAGGAGUGGUGACGGCGGUCAAACGCUGGGUUCUGGGCCAACGAGUCGGCGCUGGCGUGAUGUUUUUUGGUUGGGAAUUUUUGUUAUACACCUGGUGGGAUUGGGGUUCUUCCUUUCUAUUCUCGGGAUCAAUAGAUUUAAGAAAACGGAUAGGUUAAAUAUAGAUAGGUAUAUGGAACGAGUAUUAGAGAAUCGAAAGGAGCUGACUGAAACUUAUUGGCCCUUUUAUGCUCUUGCUGGUGGAGUUGGGACUGUUCUUGGGUGGACUUGGCUGUUGUUGUUGGGUUCUCAAGCCAAUUACAUGAUGAAGGUAUCUGUCCACAUUUUGACUACUUAUCUUGCUGUGAUUAGCGUUUUAUGUUUCUGGGGCGACCAGAUUUUCUGGGGUGUCGCGUUUGCGAUUGGUGCCGUAUUGCAGUUCUUCUAUGUCGUAUCAGUUAUAGAUAGACUUCCAUUUACAAUGCUGGUGCUGCAAAAAGCUGUGAAGAUGGUAUGGAGUCUCCCUGAAGUUAUUAGAGUGGCAUACGCGUUCAUGAUUGUUAUGCUUUUAUGGAUGGGGUUAUGGUCUUUUGGAGCAGCGGGUGUUGUGGCUUCAAGCAUGGAUAAUGAUGGACGCUGGUGGCUUCUUGUGGUUCUCUCUGUAAGCUUAUUUUGGACAGGUGCAGUUCUAUGUAACACCGUACAUGUUAUAGUGUCUGGUAUGGUGUUCCUUGUCCUCAUACAUGAUGGUCAAGAAGUAUCACCGAUGCCUCCUCCGAAUUCAUUGGUAAAGUCUCUACGGCAUGCUGUGACAACUUCUUUCGGGAGUAUCUGCUAUGGAUCACUAUUUACGGCUGCUAUUCGGACACUGAGAUGGGAGAUCAGGGGAAUCCGUUCAAAGAUUGGCAACAAUGAAUGUCUGCUUUGCUGUGUUGAUUUCCUUUUUCAUCUUGUAGAGACUCUAGUUCGUUUUUUCAACAAGUAUGCUUAUGUACAGAUAGCUGUUUAUGGUAAGAGCUUUAACCAUUCUGCUAGGGAUGCCUGGGAAUUGUUCCAAUCAACUGGUGUGGAAGCACUUAUUGCCUAUGAUUGUUCUGGUGCUGUUCUACUGAUGGGAACACUGUUGGGUGGACUCAUCACCGGAACUUGUGCGGGAGCCUGGACAUGGACAAAAUGGAGUGACAGAGUGGUUAUGGUUGGAUUGACUGCCAUGUUGAUGGGAAUGGUCUUGGUGGGACUGGCAAUGGUGGUUGUGGAAAGUGCAGUUACAUCCAUAUACAUAUGCUACGCGGAGGAUCCCUUACUAAUCCAUAGGUGGGAUGCUGAAUUUUUCAACCAAAUGUCGGAGACACUCCACCAGCGCCUUCAGUAUAGGAGUGCCCGAGCCAGGGAAGUUUUAACUCACAGUCGAUUUGAUGCCCAAAUUCAAGAAACACUUCCUGUUUGAAAACCCUUUUUACAUGAUUUGUUACUUUAAAUGUACAAUGUAAUCCAUUGUCUCCUUAAUUUAUUCAUCAAUAUUUUACAUGGAAGAAUUUUGCACUUUAGAUAUUAUCUGUUUAGAUAUUUUACUCAUUAUGGCAUUGGUAGAUUUUGGAA
Molecule: messenger RNA, 2084 nt
Organism: Humulus lupulus (European hop)
Lineage: Eukaryota; Viridiplantae; Streptophyta; Magnoliopsida; Rosales; Cannabaceae
Exons: 7
Coding region: 418-1932 (504 amino acids)
Biological process (GO): transmembrane transport
Cellular component (GO): membrane
Molecular function (GO): transmembrane transporter activity
Source: RefSeq, a predicted model, not a curated record